AUGAAGCUGAUCGCUUCUAUGUGGUUUAAAAGAAAAAAAGCUAUGCGCAACCGCGCCGGUGUAGUACGCAGACCGAAAGUCGUAGGUGGGAAAAAAGUCGAGUUCGAAGGAUUUGUCGAUCCUUGGCCAGACGCAUCCCGCAAGUUCUUGUCGAUUGUUCUGUUUCCCGUUUUGCGGUGUUGCACCAUGGCUAAUACUUACCUAUUCCAAAGGAUCUUUCUCUUGGCCGUUUUGAUGGCCAACAGCUUCCGUCUCAAUUCGGCCAUGUUCGAGCAGCCAGACUCUCAGUCCAAGGAGCAGAUGGAUGCUACUCCGACCUGCUUCCGGCGUCCGUACACUUUCAAAGUCUAUCAAGAGGAUUCCGAGGGACGCUCCUGCUGGGAUGUCGUCACCGUCACUUCUUGUUGGGGACGUUGUUCAUCUAACGAGAUUGCAGAUUGGCGCUUCCCGUUCAAACGUUCACAACAUCCCGUCUGUCAACACGACUCGAUCCUGCCCAGAGCUAUCACCUUGAGAAAUUGCGAUCCGGAAGUCAAUCUUGGAACGGAAUUGUACAUGGCCUUGGAUGCUGUAACAUGCCGUUGCGAACUCUGCCGCACCGACACCACGAAUUGCGAGGGUCCGCAUUACGAUCGGCGGAUAACGACCCGCCGUCUGAAUUGAGAGGCUGGACAACAAAAAUCGUGAAAAAGAUGGAAGCGCACAUUUUUAAAAAAUAUACUCUGAUUAACACAAUCUCCUUCACUAUAAUACGCUUAUAAAGCAGAUAUAAAUGGAUUAAUUAACAUUACAAUCGUUAUUUCGUCUGUAUUGAAGAUAAAUACAUUAGAAUGGAAUCACUA
Daphnia pulex (common water flea) is the source of this 842-nucleotide messenger RNA. RefSeq lists its product as uncharacterized. Bases 1 to 663 code for a protein of 220 amino acids. NCBI's taxonomy places the organism in Eukaryota, Metazoa, Arthropoda, Branchiopoda, Diplostraca, Daphniidae. The transcript has 3 exons. Gene Ontology annotation, molecular function: hormone activity. Gene Ontology annotation, biological process: G protein-coupled receptor signaling pathway. Gene Ontology annotation, cellular component: cytoplasm; extracellular region. The record is from RefSeq and is a predicted model, not a curated record.